GAGAGAGAGAGAGAGAAUGGCUAGAAUAAGAGAACAAAAAUGGUCCCUCCAGGGGAUGACUGCUCUUGUCACUGGUGGAACUAGAGGAAUAGGGUACGCUGUUGUGGAGGAAUUGGCAGGAUUAGGGGCAAGUGUGUACACAUGCUCUAGAAACGAAGCCCAACUUGAAGAGCGAUUACGAGAGUGGGAAAAGAAAGGAUUUCAAGUGUUCGGUUCCGUUUGUGAUUUAGCAUCGUCCGGGGCAGAUCGCAAAGAGUUAGCAGCUAAAGUUUCCUCUCAUUUCAAUGGCAAACUUAACAUCCUUAUAAACAAUGUGGGAACCAACAUAUGGAAACCGACAUUGGAGUCCACAGCGGGAGAUAUCUCAUUUCUCAUGAACACAAAUUUCGAAUCUGCUUACAACAUGUGCCAACUUGCUCAUCCUCUUCUUAAAGCUGCUUCAGGAGGAGCCUCCAUUGUUUUUAUCUCCUCUAUUGCUGGUUUGAUAUCACUAAAUACCGGAUCCAUAUAUGCCGCGGCCAAAGCUGCGGUCAACCAAUUGACAAGAUACUUGGCAUGCGAAUGGGGAAAGGACAGCAUAAGAAGCAAUUGCGUUGUACCUUGGGUUACCAGAACCCCUCUAAUUGAGCAUUUUCUGAGCAAUGAGAAGUUCGUGGAGGCUGCCAUUUCUCGAACACCUAUUGGGCGCAUUGCAGAGCCAGACGAUGUUUCUUCGUUGGUUGGAUUCCUCUGCCUGCCCGCAGCCACUUACAUAACUGGACAGAUCAUAUGUGUUGACGGAGGGUUCACAGUUAAUGGUUCCUUUAUCCCACCAAACGUUGCCGAAAGGCCCUAGUCCUUAUUUGUGAUCUUGUGGCCAUCCAUAAUAAUUUGCUGCUGCUUAAUUCUUUCUACUGAUAAUUACAUGCCAAAGAAUCUUGCUAGCUGUUAAUCGGCAAUUAAAAAUAAAAUAAAAUAAAAUAAAGGGUGAGUUUUGAUGCAGCC
Messenger RNA from Morus notabilis, 984 nucleotides. Its product is annotated as tropinone reductase homolog At5g06060. Bases 17 to 835 code for a protein of 272 amino acids. Lineage: Eukaryota; Viridiplantae; Streptophyta; Magnoliopsida; Rosales; Moraceae. Gene Ontology annotation, molecular function: oxidoreductase activity. The record is from RefSeq and is a predicted model, not a curated record. The transcript has 5 exons.